Molecule: messenger RNA, 2499 nt
Organism: Truncatella angustata
Lineage: Eukaryota; Fungi; Ascomycota; Sordariomycetes; Amphisphaeriales; Sporocadaceae
Product: Sodium:solute symporter family-domain-containing protein
Exons: 5
Coding region: 1-2010 (669 amino acids)
Biological process (GO): urea transmembrane transport
Cellular component (GO): plasma membrane
Molecular function (GO): urea transmembrane transporter activity
Source: RefSeq, a predicted model, not a curated record
AUGUAUUCGCUUGAGAAACGCGCAAUUGAGCCACCUCUACCUCAAGGGGUGGGCUAUGCGGUCGUUGUGGGCAUUGGGUUUCUCAUUGCGUUCGUCAUGGUGCUUGUGACGCAGAUCUUGAAAAGAACUAUAGGCGAGGACAACAAGACCACUGAGAUGUUCAUGACAGCAAACCGGAGUGUCGGAACUGGAUUGACUGCAUCAGCAGUCAUAUCCUCCUGGCUUUGGAGUACUGCAAUGCUGGGGAGUACUCUUGUGGGAUACAAUUUUGGAGUAGCCGGGCCAUUCUGGUUUGCUGCUGGCUGUUCACCCAUGAUAGUCUUCUUCGCUGUCCUCGGAAUUGCCUGUAAACACCGCAUACCGGAAGCGCAUACGCUCCUCGAGAUUGUUCGAAUACGAUAUGGUAAAGUCGGACAUAUCGUGUGGAUUGUGUUGUGCCUAAUCAACAACAUCAUCGCUGUCGCAAACAUGCUCCUUGGAGCUAGCGCCGCUAUCACAGCACUGACUGGAAUGCACGUUAUAGCCGCGACUUUCUUACUUCCCGUUGGCGUGAUUCUGUACACCUUCGUAGGAGGCAUCAAGGCGACAUUCUUGACCGACUAUUUUCACACGUUUGUGAUUACUAUUAUUAUCUGUUUCUUCACGAUCAAAAUCUUCCUCGUACCUGAAAUUGGCUCUCCUGCCGGGUUGUAUGACAUGAUCGUCGAAGCUGGGAAAUCCUCUCCAGUGGCAGGCAAUAAAGAUGGCUCCUACCUGACAAUGACUAGCAAAAAUGCCAUUCUGUUUGGUAUCAUCCAUAUCCUUGCCAACUUUGGCCUUGUCAUCAUGGAUACUGGUUUCUUUGCCAAAGCGUUCAGUGCUGCCCCCCAAGCUGUUGUGCCAGGCUACAUCGUUGGUGGUAUUGCAUAUUUUGCGAUCCCUUGGUGCCUUGGAACGUUGAUGAGCUUUGCUGCUUUGAGUCUUGAAAACACGAAUCGUUUCCCAACAUUUCCCAAUCGUUUAACGAGCACUGAAGUUUCGAAUGGACUCGUUUUGCCAUACGCCGCAGUGGCGAUAGCUGGUAGUGGAGGUGCAGCAGCAGUUCUUCUUAUCAUCUUCAUGGCUGUAACGUCCACCAUUAGCGCCCAGGUGAUUGCUGUAUCUUCUAUCAUAACCUUCGACAUAUAUCGUCAAUAUUUUAACAAAGUAGCCACUGAUAGAGAUGUCAUACGCUGGAGUCACAUAGGAGUUAUCAUUUUUGGACUCUUCUCUGCCGCGUUUUCGACAGCACUAUAUUACGGCAAUGUCGAUUUGGGAUGGACUCUGUACAUGCUCGGUGUACUCACAUGCCCAGGUAUUUUCCCAACCGUUUUCACGAUCCUGUGGAAAAAGCAAUCCAAAGCAGCAGCCGUGAUUUCACCGCUGCUGGGGAUGGCCACGGGUAUAGCAGUGUGGCUCGGCUCAGCCCAUGCGUUCUCUGGCGAGAUUUCCGUGGCAUCGACCGGGCAAACGUUGCCGUGCGUUUACGGAACGACUGCUUCUGCGCUGAGCCCGGGUUUAUACUCGUUGAUUAUAACGCUAAUCAAGCCAGCAAACUAUAGAUGGGAGGAUUUCCGGAAUGAGCGGCUGGCUUUUGAUCAGCCAACCACUACCGCCAAAGACACAAGGUUUCCUCCUCAUACCGAGUUGGUUACGCGCUCGACAUAUGCAGAGGACAAAGCCAAGCUCAAGCGCUGGGGUAGGAUCGCAAGCAUUUGGGCAGCGGCGACAUUUCUCGGGCAUUGGGUCUUGUGGCCCCUGCCAAUGUACGGUUCAGGCUACAUUUUUGGCAAAGGGUUUUUCGAAGCAUGGAUUAUUGUCGCUAUCAUUUGGGUAUGGGGAACAAUGCUUGUUGCCGGUUUCUUCCCUCUGAUAGACGGAUGGAAACAACUAAGGGCAGUGUAUCGAGGACUAAGAUAUUCCGAAAAACUGCAGAUUACCGACAGUGGGACGGAGACACCACAAAGCACACCACAGAGCGUAAAGGUAUAAGAGUCAAAGAAGACACGCGUCUCCUAUCUCUCGCUCUGGCAUUUGUCAUCGCUAGUGUCCAAGGUGCGGACUAGGUGCAGUUAAGACUAUUGAACAUGCAACAAAUCUCUUCUAAGAAUAGGGAAGGGAGAAUGGAGAAAUAAAAUAAAGAGGAAAUCUGCUGUCGGACGUAACAGAUGUAAUAUAACGUAUUUCGGCCAUCUGUUGAUGCUCUUUCCAAAUGACGAACCGCUCUUUUGAUAAACUAUUAACAGUAGAUAAUAGUGCAAGCGUUGGCUUUAGGCUCAGACAUCCGUAUGUUGAGCCCGGGAGACCCCGGAAGCGUGAAAUAACAAAGCUCGUGAUCAUCAGCAGCAAUUCAACUAUUUACAUUUGAAAAGAUGAGAGGCUCUAGCCCACCUGUUUUACACUCAAUGAGUUCCACAUUGACAACUCCAUAUUUUCCUAUCGCAUUUUCGUGCACAUAUCGUGUCAGCUCUUGAGAAAGCA